Molecule: messenger RNA, 1281 nt
Organism: Prunus persica (peach)
Lineage: Eukaryota; Viridiplantae; Streptophyta; Magnoliopsida; Rosales; Rosaceae
Product: floral homeotic protein DEFICIENS
Exons: 7
Coding region: 297-1013 (238 amino acids)
Biological process (GO): positive regulation of transcription by RNA polymerase II
Cellular component (GO): nucleus
Molecular function (GO): RNA polymerase II cis-regulatory region sequence-specific DNA binding; DNA-binding transcription factor activity, RNA polymerase II-specific; protein dimerization activity
Source: RefSeq, a predicted model, not a curated record
AGCUUUAGCUAAAGCCUAAAGCUAUGUCUGUCUACAAGGGCUACUAGCUGUAUAUACAUAAAGCUUUACAAGACACUACCUAGCAGUUUAUCAGCAACGACAUUCUUGGUUACCCUACAACCUAACUUUAUCAUCUCACUUUCCCGAUAUAGAAACCCCCUCUCUUCUUCCUCAUCUCACUUUCAUUAUAUAAACAAACCAACCCUCUUCCCCCAUUUGUUCAGAAAUUAAACAAGAUCCAAGGACCUAGAAAUUUUCAAAGAAAGAAAAAAAUAGAGAAAAUUGAGAGAGGAAAUAUGGGUCGCGGGAAGAUUGAGAUCAAGCUGAUUGAAAACCACACAAACAGGCAGGUGACCUACUCCAAGAGAAGAAACGGGAUUUUCAAGAAGGCUCAGGAGCUCACCGUCCUCUGUGAUGCCAGGGUCUCUCUCAUCAUGCUCUCCAACACUGGUAAAAUGCACGAGUAUAUUAGCCCUACUACCACGACCAAGAACAUGUAUGAUGAUUACCAAAAAACUUUGGGGGUCGAUCUGUGGAGCUCACACUACCAGGCAAUGAAAGACACCUUGUGGAAACUGAAAGAGAUCAACAAUAAGCUGAGGAGAGAGAUCAGGCAGAGGGUGGGUCAUGAUCUCAAUGGCCUGACAUAUGAUCAGCUGCGUUCUCUGGAGGAUAAGAUGGCUUCUUCCUUGGAGGCCAUACGUGAAAGGAAGUACCACGUGCUCAAAACUCAGACGGAGACCUGCAAGAAGAAGGUGAAGAACUUGCAGGAAAGAAGAGGAAAUAUGCUACAUGGUUAUUUUGAUCAGGAAGUAGCCUCUGAGGAUCCACAAUAUGGGUACGUGGACAAUGAGGGAGAAUAUGAAUCUGCGGUUGCAUUGGCAAAUGGGGCGUCCAACUUGUUCACUAUCCACCUCCACCAAGACAUCCGUGACCACGCUAACCUCCACCACCACGGAGGAAGUUCGCUUGGCUCCUCCAUUACUCAUCUGCACGAUCUGCGCCUCGCUUGAUCGAUCCAUGGAUGAUUAAUUGCCACUAAGUAAUUAGGCAAUGACUUAGACUUGGUAAUCUUUCUAAAAAUAGAAGCAUAUAUAUAUAUAUAUAUAUAUAUAUAUAUGAUCAUGUUUUAUGAAACAUUAAGAGAAUGGCCCCAAAGAACUGAAAUGAAUUUGAGUGCCCUUCUUGCUUGUGGGUUUGUUUGUUUGUAUAAUGUUUGUAUUCCAUAAUGUAUCUUGACUGACACUGCUAUUGAUAGUGUUUUGAGUGUGAUCUUGAUCA